Messenger RNA from Racocetra persica, 655 nucleotides. The record is from the annotation of a GenBank genome assembly. Lineage: Eukaryota; Fungi; Glomeromycota; Glomeromycetes; Diversisporales; Gigasporaceae.
GAAUGGAAAAAGAAUGUAUAUGUAGAUGGGCAUGAACGGGAGAAUAUAGUACGGUACCAACAAAAAGUUUUUUUACCCAUGAUGGCUGAAUUAGAAUCUCUCCUUAUUGAAUAUGAUGAGAAUGAUUUAACAUUAGUUAAAAAAAAUAAUCCUCUUAAUCAAAAACCGCAUUGUAUAAUAACACAUGAUGAGACAACAUUAGCUGCUAAUGAUAAUAAAAAAACUGGAUGGAGGCCUGGAGAGCAACAUUUAGCCUACUCAAAAAUUCCAAAUAGAUACGUUACAGAGACACUUGAAGUUGGUGUAAACCACGAUGGUUAUUGGAAUGCUCAGUUGCUUGCUGAACAACUUAAGCGAACAAUUGAUGUUUUGAAAAUUGCACUCCUGGGCACAAUUUUUGAAUUUGCAUUUAAUAAUAGUUCAAGUCAUGGUGCUUUUGCGGAAGAUGCAUUAGUAGCAAGCAGAAUGAAUAUAAAAUAUGGUGGCAAACAACCACGAAUGUGUCCUGGUCAAUUACCUGAUGGUACAUCUCAACUUGAUUAUAAAAAUUGCUUAGAAGAUGAAGAAAAGAUCUGUUGUAACAUGAGGAAGUUAGCAAGACAGCCAGAUUUUAUGGAACAAAAAAAUGUUCUUGAAGACAUUGUGUAUAGUCGAG